This is a messenger RNA of Chenopodium quinoa (quinoa), 2567 nucleotides long. RefSeq names its product protein KINESIN LIGHT CHAIN-RELATED 1-like. The coding region runs from base 359 to 2164 and encodes 601 amino acids. The record is from RefSeq and is a predicted model, not a curated record. NCBI's taxonomy places the organism in Eukaryota, Viridiplantae, Streptophyta, Magnoliopsida, Caryophyllales, Amaranthaceae. The transcript is spliced from 3 exons. Gene Ontology annotation, molecular function: protein binding.
AAAAGCUUUUAUUGAAAGAUGAAAAAUUAAAAUAAAAAUCCCCAGUACAAUUUACGGAGUUGUCCAAAACCCCAAAACCAACAAAAAUCCAACGACCAAAAAAUAACUUCCCACAAUUUCAUUCCUUUCCUUUCUUUCCCUUAUUCUCUCUUCUUCAUCUUCUCCUGUAACCUUCUUUUGCUUCCAUUUCCAUCCUUUCUCACCUCACUCACCUUUCACCACCAACAAACACACACAAUCAUUCCUUCACUUUCUCCUUAAUCUCUUCUUCUUCUUCUUCAACCUUCAUCUUCUUCCUUCAACUACCCCCCUUUCAAUUUCAUCCUCACUUUCUCUCUCCUCCAUUACUACCCCCAAAAUGCCAGGCUUAGUCUCUGCUAAAACUCCCCCACCAACACUUUCUCUCUCCUCCACUGAACAACCCACCUCCCAGAUCCGCCCCUCAACUGGGUCCCGCCUCAACUCCCCUUCUCCUGCACCCAAACGAACUCCCUCUCCUUCACCUUCAACUUCCCGGGCUAAACCCUCCCCUGAUCGGAGCUCCGGGAAGAAAAAACCCGACCCGCAAAAAACCCCUCUUAAUCUAGACGAAUCUUCCCUUGAUAACCCGGAUCUAGGCCCGUUUCUUUUGAAGCUUGCUAGAGAUACUAUUGCUUCUGGGGAUGGCCCGGUUAAGGCCCUAGAUUACGCGAUUCGAGCGUCGAAAUCGUUUGAGAGAUGUGCGGUUGAAGGGGAACCCAGUUUGGAUUUGGCGAUGAGUCUUCAUGUUGUUGCAGCGAUUUAUUGCAGUUUAGGGAGGUUUGAUGAAGCGAUUCCAGUUCUAGAAAGAGCGAUUCAAGUUCCAGAUGUUUCGAAAGGAGCUGAUCAUGCUUUAGCUGCGUUUUCUGGGUUUAUGCAGUUGGGUGAUACUCAUUCUAUGUUGGGUCAGCUUGAUAAAUCGAUUGAGUGUUAUAAAGAUGGGUUGAAGAUCCAGAUUCAAACUCUUGGGGAUUCUGAUCCCAGAGUUGCCGAAACUUGUAGGUACUUGGCUGAAGCUCAUGUCCAGACUAUGCAAUUUGAGGAAGCUGAAAGAUUGUGUAAGCAAACCCUAGAAAUUCACCGCGUUCAUAGUGCUCCUGCGUCUCUUGAGGAGGCAGCUGAUCGCCGUUUGAUGGCUCUCAUAUUAGAGGCAAAGGCGGACUAUGAGUCAGCCCUUGAGCACCUUGUUCUUGCUAGCAUGGCAAUGAUUGCCAAUGGACAAGAAACUGAGGUUGCUGCUAUUGAUGUUAGCAUUGGCAACAUAUACCAGUGCCUCUGCCGUUUUGAUGAGGCUGUUUUUUCUUAUCAGAAAGCCUUGACUGUCUUUAAAUCAUCCAAGGGUGAGAACCACCCUUCUGUUGCAUCUGUGUUUGUUCGCCUUGCUGAUCUGUACUACAAGACCGGAAAACUUAGGGAGUCGAAAUCUUACUGUGAGAACGCAUUGAGGAUAUACAACAAACCUGUUCCUGGAACAUCACAAGAGGAGAUUGCCAGUGGAUUGAGUGACAUUGCAGCUGUUUAUGAAUCAGUUAAUGAGCCUGAGGAGGCAUUAAGGCUCUUGGAGAGGGCUAUGAAAUUGUUGGAUGAUAAGGCAGGUCAGCAGAACACUAUUGCUGGGCUAGAAGCACGCAUGGGUGUGAUGUAUUACUUGAUUGGUAGAUAUGGUGAAGCUUUGGUUGCUUUUGAAAGUGCAGUUACUAAGCUUAGGGGCAGUGGAGAAAGAAAGUCAGCUUUCUUUGGUGUAUUGUUGAAUCAGAUGGGAUUGGCGUGCGUGCAGUUGUUUAAGAUAGACCAGGCCGCUGAAUUGUUUGAAGAGGCUAGAGCAGUCUUGGAGCAAGAAUGUGGCCCUUGUCACCAAGACACUCUUGGAGUAUAUAGCAACCUUGCAGCUACUUAUGAUGCUAUGGGAAGAGUAGACGAUUCUAUUGAGAUCCUGGAGUAUGUUGUCAAGUUGAGGGAAGAGAAGCUAGGUACAGCCAAUCCUGACUUUGACGAUGAGAAGAGCAGGCUUGCCGAGCUAUUAAAAGAAGCCGGCAAGAGCAGAAAUAGGAAAGCAAAAUCGCUGGAAAACCUCAUUGAUCCAAACACGAAGAGAACAAAGAAAGAGUCGACGAAGAGGUGGGGAGGGUUGGGUUUUAGGAUUUGAGGAAGCAGCUCCUCCGAAAUUCUAGCUGCUCUCUUGUGUAACAUAUAGUGUAUAGUUUUAAAUAUGUAAGCUUGUGUGCCCUUUCCUUUAAAAGGUCUUAGUUUCUUCCCUUGAUUUCAUUUAUUUUUAAUUGAUUGCUUAAAGCGAAUUUUAUUCUUCUGUCUUUCGACCUGGAGCUCUCCUAUGGGAAGAAAUUGAUGUCAUAGGGUCUGCGUUGCGUACAUGGAUGAGCUCUCUAAAGUAUCUUUUAUUUUCUGAUUAUUAUUAGUAGUGUUUGCCACUGUAAGCUGUAACACUGUAAGUUAUUGUACUCGGAAAAGAGUAUGCAUGCCGAUGAAAGGAAAGCUGUCUUGGGAUAACUCUAUAGUUGAUUCUUUUGGUCGAUGAAUUGUGGCCUGUAUGA